Melampsora larici-populina 98AG31 is the source of this 966-nucleotide messenger RNA. RefSeq lists its product as uncharacterized. The coding region runs from base 1 to 966 and encodes 321 amino acids. The record is from RefSeq and is a predicted model, not a curated record. Lineage: Eukaryota; Fungi; Basidiomycota; Pucciniomycetes; Pucciniales; Melampsoraceae. The transcript has 3 exons.
AUGUACCUCUUUCAAAGAAACAUUCAAGAAUUGGUGUUGUCUCCGAGUCGAGCUAUGGCUGAUCAAGACGCUUUUGCGGCAGCCUGCUUUUCUCAUUUCUACAGACCCAGCGCUAGCCCUUCGCCUAUCCUAACGCAGAAUCCUCCUGCUCGUGGCACGACUUUGCAAAUCGAUAGUUCUAACCUGAAUUCGGUCAACACAAUCUCAGAAGGACAACAGCAAAAAAAUCAUCUGAAAAAGAUCGCUUCGAAAUUCGAGAGAAAAUCUAUUACUGCAAAGAUGGUAGCCGAAUCACUCAAGCUUUUCGUGAGACGGACGCGUCAUGUCGGACGUGCUAAAAUGAAUAAUAUUCUCCAAGCGCUCCGGACGAAUGACAAAGAAAACUCUGGCCAGGAACAGGACAGACGUCUACCAAUCAUCCGAGCUAAUUCAUCCAUGAAGGCGCAAAAAUAUGAGAGUGGCAUUCCAGAGGGAUUUGCGAGUCCGUCAAGCAGAUCCUCAACACCUUGUUCCUCAAGCCCCUCAAGUUCGGCAGACUUGGAUACUGAAGUCAUUCAUACUAUCGAUACAGAUACUGAACUACCUUCCGAGACUGUCACAAAACACGCUCCGAAGUCGCAUGUGUCUGCAAAGAUGUAUACAGACCAGUUGAACGAUGAAAACAUUUCAGGAGAGGAGUUGAUCAGCCAACUACGGUCACAUCAGAUCCAGUGGGCAGCGAUGAUCGAGCUUGAAAAAAUGGAUCCUUCUGGUAUCCUAAGAGGAAUGAGUGCCCGUCAAAUCCGUAGACUCAUCCAACAAAAGCGAAGUGAGGCAUGGCUUACCGAGACAGACGGACCCCUUUACGAGAGUACUGAAGAACACUUUUCAGAAGAUAUGAUGAGCCAAAGCUCAGAAGAGUCCUGCACACGCUACUACCCCGCGUUGGAACCCACAGAAGACGAAGAUUGGAGCCAAUACUUCUAA